Penicillium maclennaniae is the source of this 1704-nucleotide messenger RNA. RefSeq names its product MFS transporter. The record is from RefSeq and is a predicted model, not a curated record. The coding region runs from base 1 to 1704 and encodes 567 amino acids. Gene Ontology annotation, biological process: xenobiotic detoxification by transmembrane export across the plasma membrane. Gene Ontology annotation, molecular function: fluconazole transmembrane transporter activity. NCBI's taxonomy places the organism in Eukaryota, Fungi, Ascomycota, Eurotiomycetes, Eurotiales, Aspergillaceae. The transcript has 4 exons.
AUGAUUGAGAUUCUUCGCGACUCAGCGUUCGGCAAACUACUUCGUAUCAUCAGCGGUACAAAAGUCUUUCCAUACCCAGAAGAGGUGCAUGAAUUAGCUUGGCGGACAUACCUACAAACUUCCGCGGAGACCGAUCAACCUGAAUUAAGCACGACAACUAGCGAAAAUGAACUGCUUCACCCAUACGGACUAUACACAGUCGUUUCACAAGCUUCCCACCGGAGCCGACGAAGGCCCUCUCUGAAUAGUGCCUUGGCAGGUCCAUGGCGUGGGUCAAAAGAAAAAACACCUGUAAUAAUCGGCUGGGGAGGCCCGGAUGAUAGCGAGAAUCCUCAAAAUUGGAGUACCCGGAAGAAGAUCUUUGUCAGCUCACUUAUCUGGCUCCUCACAUUCUCUAUUUACAUUGGUUCCGCCAUAUACACACCUGGAAUACCAGGAGUAUCGAAGCAAUUCGGUGUGAGUAAAGAAGUUGCAUUACUGGGACUGACAUUAUUCGUACUCGGAUAUGGACUUGGGCCCAUGAUUUGGGCACCUUUGUCCGAGCUACCCGCUGUUGGAAGAAGUCCAGUGUAUGUUUUUACUCUGACAGUAUUCGUAUUCUUUCAGUUCGCUAUCAUCUACGCGAAGAAUUUGGGCAUGCUCUUGGCAUUUCGGUUCUUGACCGGCUUCUUUGGCUCACCUGUCCUUGCUACAGGUGCAGCUUCCAUGGCAGACAUCUGGGAUAUCAGGACCCGCGACUAUAUGAUUGCGAUCUGGGGCUGCUUUGCCAUUUCAGCCCCUGUACUUGGGCCUCUAGUGGGAGGAUUUGCAUUCUCCGCCAAAGGUUGGACAUGGACUAUUUGGGAACUACUUUGGAUAUCUGGCUUUGCUCUUGUGGUUCUUUUUAUCCUACUUCCGGAAACAUUUGCGGCUAAUAUCCUCAGUCGUCGUGCCCGACGAGUCCGCCGGAUCACGGGCGAUCAGAUGUAUGCAUCCGAGGCUGAGAUUGAGAUUGCCCAUGUCAAUCCCAGGGAUAUGCUUUUUGAAGCUCUCCUCCGCCCAUUUCAACUUUGCUUCUUCGAGCCCAUCGUAUUCUUGAUGAACCUCUACAUAGCUCUUAUCUACGGCAUUCUGUACAUCUGGUUCGAGGCUUUUCCCAUCGUCUUUGAAUUGAAACACGGCUUCAAUCCAGGGGAAAAUGGGCUGGCAUUCCUGGGUAUCCUGGUAGGGGCUGUUUGUAUCGCUAUUCCGGGAUACUUCUUUUGGAAAUUCCGCUGGCAAUCCAAGAACAUUGACGUGAACGGCUAUCUUUCUCCGGAAGAGCAUCUGCCUCCCGCGUGUUUCGGAGCGUUGUGCCUGCCCAUAUCGCUCUUCUGGUUUGGAUGGACUGGAAAUUUCGCUAGUAUCCACUGGAUUGUGCCGAUUAUUGCGUCGAUGCUUUUUUCUAUCGGAAGCUGCCUUAUCUUCAAUAGCAUCUUCUGCUACGAGGCAAGUGCUUAUCCAAAAUAUGCAGCCUCUGUUCUUGCCGGGAAUGAUUUCUUACGAUCUUCAUUUGGCGGUGCUUUCCCGCUUUUUGCAACCCAAAUGUUCCUCAACCUGGGGGUCGGUUGGGCCUGUACAUUGCUUGGGUGUUUGUCGUUGCUAUUCUUACCAUAUCCGUUUGUCCUGUACAAGUUUGGUAAGAAGAUUCGGAAUCAUAGCAGAUAUGCGCAGCAUGAUGACUAG